AUGGAUCUUUCCAAGAAUGCUUUUUCAGGGACCAUACCACAAUGCCUCCACAAGAUAUAUUUUGGGAAGAUAGCAGCAACUAGUUUUGGCUAUUUUCAAAGAAAUGUUAGUAAUACCGUACAGUUUAUGACACCUUACACAUAUAAAGUUUUCUUGAAAUUGACUGGUGACAUUUACCACGAUAGUGAAUAUGAGGAUGCAGAAGUACAGAUUGAGUUUGUAACUAAAUAUAGGCAUAGUUCUUAUAAGGGUUCUCCCCUUGGUUACAUGUCUGGAUUGGAUUUCUCAUGCAACAACCUAACAGGUGGCAUCCCACCUGAGUUAGGACAAAUAUCUUCAUUGCAUGCACUAAACUUAUCUUAUAAUCAGCUGACAGGUAAAAUUCCAAUAACAUUCUCGAAAAUGGCUCAGUUGGAAAGUUUAGACCUCUCUCAUAAUAAUUUGAGAGGAGAAAUUCCUUCAGCAUUGAUUGAUCUAACCUUUCUUGAGGUAUUCAAUGUGGCCAACAACAACCUCUCAGGUAAAGUUCCAGAUAUGAAAGCACAAUUUGGAACAUUUGAGAAAAGCAGCUAUGAAGGAAACCUAUUUCUUUGCGGACCACCACUAGAUAAAAGUUGUGCCAAAGAAAAGGAGUCAGAUCCAACACCAACCCAAUCUUCAAAUGAAAGUGACAAAAAAUGGUAUGAAGUAGAUCCUAUGGAAGGGAAUGGAAAUGGAAUGGUGGAGAAAUUUGUGAAACAAGGGAUUGCAGUUGAGAUGUUUGUAAAAAUGUCUGUGAAAACCGAAAAUGGAAAUAGAAUGGAGGAUGUUUGUAGUCGGCUAUAUGCAUCCUCGCUAGGCUUCUUUGCCAUUUUAUUGUAUCUGCUUUGUAUCUGUUUUGCCAUGAGAAAUGUUGAUAAGGUCAUAGGUGCUAUAAUUCUAGCUAGGUUGUUGCCUGUAAGUUCUAAGGAAAGCAUUAUUGCGGCAAUUAAGAUAACUUUGUAA
Messenger RNA from Juglans microcarpa x Juglans regia, 984 nucleotides. RefSeq names its product receptor-like protein 14. Gene Ontology annotation, molecular function: protein binding. The transcript has 3 exons. Lineage: Eukaryota; Viridiplantae; Streptophyta; Magnoliopsida; Fagales; Juglandaceae. The coding region runs from base 1 to 984 and encodes 327 amino acids. The record is from RefSeq and is a predicted model, not a curated record.